UCUGCGUUAUCAUACGCGGCCUCCUCUGGGUCCAACUCAGCUCAAUCCCCUGCACCACCCCCGCUACUCAGGUCACUAGCGCUGGGGGACAACUCACCACCAGGGAUCCCAUUAGCCCAGGGGCGGCCCGUUGCAUCUGCAUUUACCCCGGCCGAGCGGGAGUAUACACAGGGUCAUAGAGUACCCGGCAGCAGAUCAGAUGAGGGAGGGUUCCAGGGGGCAUCGCCACCUUUGCUUUUUAGCGAUCACGGUCCCGGUUCCGACCGCGCACCCUGACGCACGCCGACGCUAAUGGCGCAUAUCAGUGACAUCAGCGGUGUGCAUGGGGGGGCGGGGUUGGCGCCGCGACCGUUAGUCAGGGACCAAGUGUCAUACAGGAGGAGGGGAACUACCUACAUGCGGUAAGGGGAAACUUUAGCGGGAGGACAGCGGUGACACAAGGGGACAGCAGGGAAUACAUGGGGGGCCAAAUGGUUUCAUCUCCAGUGGGGGAAAUACGGGCUGGACCACAUAUCAGCAGGGGAGGGAGGAGCGGUCAAAGGAACCUGACGCAGGCGGUCCCAAUACAGAGGGAAUACAUUUACAUAGUGGGGGAAAGCACUGCUGGCAAUAAUUAUAGGCACAGCAGGGAGGCUGCAGACACUGACUACGAGGUGGGGGGCAUAGAGUACGUGCAGCAUCAUGCGAACGCACACAUUAACCCUGAGAUAGGCUCAUACGUAAGAGGCAGGGACAGGCUGCUAUAUAAGAGGGUACAUGAGAAUGAUAGGACCGGCCAAGAGAUCCCACACAGCAAAAGGACUGUAAAUAACAUAUUUUGUCCACAGGCUCUGCAAGCGGUCGCACCUGUAGCUGCGGCGGGGGGACAAAGUGGGCUCCAGGAAGCAAAGGAGCAGAGGGACCACAGAACAGAGGGACCUCUCAAGCAUCCUGGAACCAGUGGAGGGGGAACAGCAAUGGAGCAGCAAUCCAACUCCUCACAGACAAAGGCAAAAGAAACGACAAAGCCUAGCCCAAGGAAGAGGUCACGCACAAGAGCGAUCACAAGCGACAUGGCUAAGGGCAGAUGCUGUGGUGUUUCCGCCACUCAGAAUAAGACCGCCCGUGUAGCGCCCCUUAAGGGUUUUUUCACCACGAAGCAGGAAAUCGGCUACUGGUCUGUCGGUCAGAGCUGGUGGAUGGCAUAGAAAAAUCAUGGCG
Molecule: messenger RNA, 1200 nt
Organism: Bombina bombina (fire-bellied toad)
Lineage: Eukaryota; Metazoa; Chordata; Amphibia; Anura; Bombinatoridae
Exons: 2
Coding region: 459-1187 (242 amino acids)
Source: RefSeq, a predicted model, not a curated record